Messenger RNA from Plasmodium berghei ANKA, 2202 nucleotides. Its product is annotated as ubiquitin-protein ligase, putative. The transcript has 4 exons. The record is from RefSeq and is a predicted model, not a curated record. Bases 1 to 2202 code for a protein of 733 amino acids. NCBI's taxonomy places the organism in Eukaryota, Apicomplexa, Aconoidasida, Haemosporida, Plasmodiidae. Gene Ontology annotation, molecular function: protein binding.
AUGAAAAGCAAUUUUUGGAUUAUAAUAAUAUUUUUUGUUUAUGUUAUAAAUAAAAUUUACUGUUUUAAUAAUGUUAUAAAAAAUAAUACUAAAUUUUUAUCCAAAGAAAACAAUUUAAAAAUCAUAGAAUAUAAUACAAACAACUAUAAUAAGAAUGAAAUAAGUUUACCAGAAAAAUUGACUCUUAAAGAUACGUUAAAUUAUGUAUCCACAUUUUUUGAAAUUGAUGAAUAUGAUAAAGGUUCUCAAAAUCUAGUACCUUUGAGUGUUGAGAAGGAUGUGGAAAAUGGAAAUAAAUAUGAACAUGAAAUAAUGUUUUUCGAAAAUAAAACAGAAAUUAACAAUAAUAUAUACAAUGUUGAUAAGAAUAAUAAUGGAAUAGAAGAAAAUCGGACAGAAACCGAUAAUGUAGAAUAUGAUAAUUCUAAUAAUAAUGAAGAAGAAAAUGAAAGAAAAAAAUUAUUUGAUUUAGCUAUGGAACUAAAAGAUGGAUCAAAAAAUCGGAAAAAAAAUAUACAAAAAAGUAUAAAAAUAUUUGAAAAAUUAAUAAUGGAUAAAAAAAAAGAUCAAAUAACUUCCUUAUCAUAUUAUGAAUUAGGAAAAAUACAUUUUUUUGGAUAUAAAAAUUAUUUUUUUUCAUAUAAAAGAAAUAUAAAAUUAAGUUUAUAUUAUUUAACAAUGUCUAGUGAAAUGAAAAAUCCGGGGGCUUUCCACUUUUUAAGUUUUAUAUAUUUUUUUGAAUUUAACAGAAAGUUGAAUAAUGAAAUCAUAGAAGAAAAUAAAGGGGAACAAACAAAAAGAAGUGAAACCAAAAGCCAUUUUAUUAAAAAAUCAAUCGAAUAUGAAAUAAAAGGGUGUUUAUUAAAUUACACACCUUCCAUUUUAGCAAUGGGGUAUAGAUAUUUAUAUGGUAUACAUUUAAAAAAAAAUUGUGAAAAAUCUAAAAAUUAUUAUAAAUUAAUAGCUGAAAAUGUAAUGAACUCAGAUUAUAUUAACAUCCCUUUGUCUGAUCUCGAUUUGUUAAAUAAAGAUAAUAUAAAUAUUCAUAAUGAAAUUAGUAAUUUAAAAAAUAAUGAAGAGGAUAUUUUAGAAUUUUUAAAAGAACAGAUUAAAGGUGGAGAUGUUAUGGCAAUGUAUGACCUUGGAAAAAAAUAUAAAGAAGAAAAAAAUUUCACUCAAGCUUUUGAAUAUAUAAAUGAAGCAUCAAAAAAACAUAAUAUAUUAGCUUUAAAGGAAUUAGGAAUAAUAUAUUUGUAUGGUUAUGGAACUGAAAAAAAUAUAGAAAAAAGUAUUGAAAAUUUUUCAAAAGCAGCGAAUGUAGGAGAUGUUGAAUCAAAAUGUUAUUUGGGAUAUAUUUAUUAUUUUAUUGAAGAAUAUCGAAAUUUAAAGUUAUCAUUAAAGUAUUUAAUCGAAGCAGCAAACCAUGAUUAUGCCGAAGCUCUUUUUUUUCUCGCAGAAAUAAUUCUUGAUAUUUCAGUAAAAAAAAGACAUAUUUCUGAUAAUAUAUAUAAAAUAGUAUUUAAAUUAUAUGAACAGUCAGCAGAUUUAGGAUAUGUUCAGGGAUAUUUUAGAGAAGCACAAUUAUAUGAAAUUGGAAAAGGUGUUAAAGAAUCAUGCUUGAAUUCAGCCCUUUCUUACAAAUUCGUUGCUGAAAGUACUUCAUGGACACAUGAAAUAAGACAAGGUAUGAAUUAUUAUAUCGAAAAACAAUUUUUAAAAUCUUUCUAUACAUAUGCAUUGGCUGCAUAUGAAGGAUAUGAAGUAGCUCAAAGCAACUUCAUAUACAUAUAUAAAAAUAAUAAUUUUAAAAACUAUGUUAAGUCUGAAAAGGUUAUGCAAAUGUUACAUUUAUUAUAUAAACAAGGAAAUUACAAAACUUUAUAUGAAAUGGGAGAAAUAUAUAAAGAACAAAACAAACAAAACUUAUCGAUAUAUUAUCAUAAAAUGGGAUUAAAUAAAGGAGAUCUUCGAAAUCUUAUUCCUUUAUCAUAUUAUUAUGAACAAAAUAAAGAUAAUGAUAGGGCACUAAAAUAUGUAAGCUAUUUCAUAAAACAAGCUAAAAGAGAUCAGGAAUCGGAUAAUACAAAAAUGGAAAAAAUAAAAAGUAUACUUGACAAAUCAUUGCUAUACUUUAGAAAAUAUAAGUUAUUUUUUAAAACGUUUUAUAACACAAAAAAAAAAGAAAAAAAAGAGGGAGCCUAA